Molecule: messenger RNA, 1449 nt
Organism: Rhagoletis zephyria (snowberry fruit fly)
Lineage: Eukaryota; Metazoa; Arthropoda; Insecta; Diptera; Tephritidae
Source: RefSeq, a predicted model, not a curated record
AUGAACAAUCACGAGUUUCACAUGAUCAACGAGGACCAGCUGCGAGCGGCGGCGGCAAAGGGCGUCGGAGGAGCAGGCGCCACUGAAGAAGGGGCGGCGGCGGCUGCUGCUGCGGCAGUUGCCGCCGAGGCAGCCGCCCCCAGCUACCUGCAGAGCUACCUGAACUCGGGCGUGGGCGUCGGAGGCAUCGGCUGUGGACCCGCCUCUGUCCUGCCCGAGCUGAUCAGUGGUAUGACCACUGUGGAUUACCAGCACCAAGGCCUGAACCGAGCCACCAGCGGCAGCAGCCCCACCUCCAUUCCGCCCAUCCUCUCGUUGAAGCAUCCCUUUGCGAGCUUCGGCACCAGCAAGAUGCACGCCGAUGGCAGCUACAGCCUGGCACCCGUCACCAUGAAAUAUCGGAACAUCGGCAAGAAUGGCCUUCGCGUGCCGCUGCUCGCCUUUGCCGCCUGGCAGUGUUUUGGUCAGCUGGACGAGGCGGUGGCUGACUCCGUUUUGACGACUGCCUAUGAGAACGGCAUCAACUACUUCGACACGGGGGACGCCUUUGCGGGCGGCGCCGCCGAGGUGAUGCUCGGCUCGAUACUGAAGCGCAAAGCCUGGCGCCGCAGCAGCUACAUCGUCAGCAGUAAGCUCUUCUGGAAGGGCGGGCCCUCGACCCACCUGGGCGGCGGCCUCUCCCGUAAGUUCAUCAUCGAGGCGGUGGAGGCCUCGCUGCGGCGGCUGCAACUCAAGUACAUCGACAUUCUGAUCAUCCACAAGCUGGACGCAAUGUGUCCCAUGGAGGAGAUUGUGCGAACCAUGUCGUACCUGAUCAAGAACGGUAUCAUCUUCUACUGGGGCUGCUCCCGUUUCGCGCCGAUGCACCUCUCCGAGGCCUUCUGCAUCGCCCGCCAGUUCAACUGUCCGCCGCCGAUUGCCGAGCAGAUGCUCUACGACAUGAACGUUCGCGAGAAGAUGGAGCUGCAGAUGCUGGAGCUCUUCCACAAGUCCGGCAUCGGCUGCAUCACCUGGUCGCCGAUCUCGCUCUCCAACGACCCCGGCAUCGUUCUACUGACUCGUCGGCAGACCUUCUGGGGCAGUGGACUUGGAGGGGGCGGGGGAGGCUAUUUCGGCGCCACCACCGCCAAGUGCACCGAGCUGGUGAAGUUGUGCGCGAAGUUGGGCUGCGACCUGACGCAGCUUUCGCUCGCCUGGUCGCUGCAGAAUGAGAACGUCAACACGGUGCUCAUCACCGCCAGCUCCGUUCCGGAGCUUUUUCAGAAGUUGAAUGCCAUCAAGCUCUACUCCCUCCUCAACACCUCCAUCAACGAGGAGAUUGAGCGCAUUUUGCAGAACAAUCCCGUGCUGAAGCGGCAGAUGGCCAAGACGCCUUCCAUCACCGUCGAUGUGCCAGAGCCGACGGUAGGUAGUGGUGAUGGUGAUGAGGCUGAGGAGGUAGGUGAUUGA